This is a messenger RNA of Schistocerca piceifrons (Central American locust), 2538 nucleotides long. RefSeq names its product centrosomal protein of 76 kDa-like. The transcript has 11 exons. Bases 149 to 2275 code for a protein of 708 amino acids. Lineage: Eukaryota; Metazoa; Arthropoda; Insecta; Orthoptera; Acrididae. The record is from RefSeq and is a predicted model, not a curated record.
AGUAGUAAUGUUCAAAUGUUGGUUACAAGCAGUAGCAAACAUGCAAUGAGUUAGAAUUUGGACACCACAGCUUUGAACGUUUAAUAGUGCAAUGCGUCGUACUGUGGAAUCUGUAUGAACAGAAGUAGUGUUUAAUUAAGAGCGUAAUAUGGAGCUAAGCGAGGAAGACAUCAAUGUAGAAACGCUGAGAAAACAUAUUCAGUUACAUCUGUAUGAAGCUGGCAUAAAAACUCAUGUUCGAGAACUUAUCAAUAAAUUAGGUGAGCAGAGUGUGGACUCAAACAGAGAAUUAGUUGCUCAAAAAAUUUUGAAUGCUUUACAAGGGAAAGGUAUUCUGGAUGAUGUCAUCAAAACAUUCAGUAGUAAGAAACCUGAAAAUUUUGCAGGUGGAUCAAGGAAGAAGGAAACCAGAGAACAUGAUGUUAACGGCACAUUCGUCCUGGGUGUGAAACAGUAUGCACUGCCAACAACAAAAUUUCGUGAAUCAUCAUCAAACAGGGAAGUCACAAGCAGCCCUGCAGACAAUCCAUCUGACAAACUGGGUCAGUUCAGAACACAGUUAGAAAUUGAAGUUAGAAGUGGAAAAGCAUUCAUUGACUUCUUGUUGGAAGAACAGCUGUCCUUAAAUAGCAGUGAUUCUUGGCUCAACAUUUUCUUUUAUUUCCGGGGUCAGAGACGUUGGGUUAAGCCCACAAUAUGUGCUUGUGAACCCCAGUUCAGUGGAAAUUUCACAUUUGAACUUAAUGUGCCACACAUAGGACAACUCUUGGCAAUUUCUGAUCCAAUCCAUAUGGUUCUUCUGAAGGUAUCAUCAUCUGGUGAGAGACGUCUUCUGUCUUCUCACUUCAUGGAUUGGAGAGAGAUCCUUGUUUGUUCUCAGUUACAGAAAUGUUUCAUGGUGGAGUUUCUGGGAGUUGCCGUGCGUGUCCCUGUGGUCCUGUUUAGAACACCUUUCACUCUCUAUUUUUUAUUCUGCCACCUUCAAUAUUUCAAAGAAUGUGUUCCAGGAGCUGAAAAUACUAUACCAGUUGGAACAGUGGAAGUUAAAGUGUCACUGGUGCCUGCUUUAAGCCAGCCACUAUCACAGAAUGUAAUUACUGCCCAAAAGAAUUUGGAGAAGUCAGUGAGAACAGAAAGGUGCAAAAUAUUUUUGCUGUAUGCUAAAACAUGGUGGAAGGAUUAUUUAUCAGUUAGGUCAGAGCAUUCCACAAGAACUGUCAAAAUAUAUGCUCAAGAUGAAAAUUUGGAAACAAAGCCAGUAUUUACAUUCUUGAAGGCCAUGGAAGUGGGAAGACCAUUUUUGGAAACACCAAGACAAGCAGCGUGGUUUGUUUCACUGAUACCUUUAGAAAAUCCAGACGCAUCAAACACUUUACCCUUCAAUGGCCAUUGGAAUAAUCUUCAUACGUUUUUAUGCUGCAGGAAGGGUGGCCCUGCAGAUCAUGCUCUUCUCUUAUGCAGCCUACUGCUUGGAUUUGGCCUAAAUGCUUUUGUGUGUAUUGGCACAAAAGCUAAUGGCAGUCCAUGGGCAUGGGUUCUUACACAAGGAAACAAGAAAUAUGUCACAUUUUGGGAAAGUACGACUGGAACUCGCUAUAGACAUAAAAAUCCUUGUGGUAGCAAAGUACAACCCAAUAAAAAAGCUGAUCAUAACUACAAGACAAUUGGAAGUGUCUUCAACAACAGGCAAUUUUAUGCAUCAGUACAGGAAUCUGAUGCAGUAGAACAUUGUAACUUCAACUUUAAAAAUGAAUCUGAAUGGAAGAGCAUGUCAGAAGCAGCAAUAAAUUCUGUACUUGAAAAAGAACCACAUGUUCCUUUAGUUGGAGGAUAUCUAGAUGCAUUACAAAUAAGCAGGAACACACAAAAUGAACUGAAGAAAAAUAUAACAGAAAAGAGAAUGGAUUUUAAUCUACUGACACGCUGGGACCGAAAUCUGGAGCAAUAUUUGCUGCAGCUCUUAGCAUCAUAUGAAACAGCACGCCAGACUGGUACAGCUUUGGUUACAGAAGAUUUUGAAGAAAUUAUUGAUAGUAAUAUCCCAGAAGAUUUUACAUUUAGAGCACUGCCUUUGCAUGUUAGUGACAUUCCAGUGAGGCGAAUUUUUGGACAUUGCAUGAGGCAUCCUCUAAUACGGGAUAUAAUUCUCUGCAAGGACCCAGAUGUGAAAUUAGCGUUAGGCGUCUCUGUAUAUGUUUAUCCAGAAAAUAUUCUUUCACUGUGGCUAAUAGUUGCCUGUAAAUACAGAAUAAUUAAAGAUAAAAAUUUGAUUUAGUUGAGACCUUUGUUUACAAAGAAUCUCUGAUUUUAUGGAGCACAAUUACACCUGUGUGUUAUUAGGACUUGAUGAUACAAAUGUAUUUGAGUGUGAAGAUUUUCUAGCAUUUCCAGUCUUCCUUUGUAGAGGACUGAUUUGACUCUCUUUGCAGAGAAAUGAUACGAGUCAAUUUGUGCAGCAAUGCAUGUCCACAUCAUGUUACUGAAGGUAUUGUAUACUGAAUACUGAAAGAAUGAAAAUAAAGGUAAAGUUUUACGGUA